Messenger RNA from Ilyonectria robusta, 350 nucleotides. RefSeq lists its product as uncharacterized. The transcript has 3 exons. Bases 114 to 323 code for a protein of 69 amino acids. Lineage: Eukaryota; Fungi; Ascomycota; Sordariomycetes; Hypocreales; Nectriaceae. The record is from RefSeq and is a predicted model, not a curated record.
CAACAAAUCACGUGCAUCCAUCAAUCAGAGUAGAACUGAGACCACAUUUCUCUUCCUCAUUUCCUUCCCUUUCCAUCCCCAGCACUUCGGUUCCAAGCGCAAUCCGCGACGAGAUGGAUGACGACGCGCCCCAGGAGCGGGGCCCGAGCCCGCCGGAUCCACCAUCACCGUUGCAAGACAUCCUAGCUGAGAACCCUGUACAGGUGGACGACGCUAUACCAGAUCACGAUUCUGUCUUGGACGAGUCAGAAGCAUCCAGCCAGUUAACGUCCCUGAAGUCUAGCAUCAUAAAUUACAAGUAUGGUUGCGCUAAUUGGCUCUGAUAUUUGGAAGAUAUCUAACAAGCUGUG